This is a messenger RNA of Opisthorchis viverrini, 1794 nucleotides long. RefSeq lists its product as hypothetical. The transcript has 11 exons. Bases 1 to 1794 code for a protein of 597 amino acids. Gene Ontology annotation, molecular function: RNA binding. Gene Ontology annotation, cellular component: cytoplasm. NCBI's taxonomy places the organism in Eukaryota, Metazoa, Platyhelminthes, Trematoda, Opisthorchiida, Opisthorchiidae. The record is from RefSeq and is a predicted model, not a curated record.
AUGUUUCAGUUGGCACUACUCACAAGGUUGCUGAAAACUCUCAAAGCCCGCGACCGGUUCCGCCCUUCUUGGGGCUCAUCAGGUACUGACAAUGACUAUCCGGUCCGAUCCAUGGGUGAGGCGCUAACAGUGCAAGCUAGAAGUACCCGCGUCACUCUGAAAAUCGACGUACCUUACACCGAUCACAGUCAUGUCAUCGGACGAGGAGGCCGUAACAUCAAAAGUGUAAUGCUUGCCACACAAUGUCACAUUCAUUUCCCUGAUUUGAACAAGACAAACUUGGUGGAGAAGAGCAACCAGGUAUCAAUUUCUGGCCACGUUUCAAGAGUGGAUAACGCAAGACAACGGAUUCGAGAUAUGCUUCCCGUUACAUUUAUCUUUGAGUUGCCGGUAAGUGCAACCAUGCAGCCAAAUGUAUUCCGUAACUCUCCGUUUGUCCGGCAAUUGGAAGAAGUGUAUGAAGUGGACGUCUGCUAUCGUAGCAUUCACACAUCGCCCAGAACUCGGACUGUGGUCAAUGUGAAAGGUUUAUCGGCCAAUUCACGUAUGAUAAAGACGGCUGUCAGGUUGCUUUUGGAACGAUAUUAUGGUCCAAAUGAGUUGGUCGCAUUCUCACUGCCUAAAUCCAUAAGAAUAAUGCCUAUACGAACCUCUUGUACUGCUCAGGUUGUACCCAUUACCAUGAUCAUGGAAUUGGACGCUACGCACCAGACGGGAUUUUUCGCACAAAAGUCUCCUGAACAGGUUGCCAAACUUGUGGCACAAACCACUGGCGCCGUCGUAUCAUUUCGGAAGUCCAGCGCAUUCGAUGACAGUCGAUGUAUGCUGGACACCAGCAAGGCUGCAGCAAAGCUGGACUUUAUGGACUCUCUGUAUCCGUUUUCAAGGAACCUUAGCUGUGGUAAUGCCGCAACUAUUGAGAUCACUGGACUGAACGUGGACAGUGUCUUUCUGGCCAGACAGCUGAUAACGAACCUACUUCCGGUUGUCCUUUUAUUCGACGUGACACUGGAGGAAAGCGAAUGGCUCAGAAAAUUCGAUUUUGCACGGCUUCAGCAACAAUACGACGUUUUGAUUGACAUUCGAAAUAAACCGAAGCAGCUGAACAGGGUAAAGUGGCGUAAACAGAGAGGUGGCCAACCCUUGACUCGGCAGAGGAGUAUGAAGGAGAUCAUGAAACGCUUGGGUGCUGUCGGUGCUACUCGCCUUCCAGGAUGGGGACCGCGUGAUCUUCACUUGGUUGUGAGAACAAAUGAGAAAAAUGUUCGGGCUGUCUACACAAUUUGGCAGUUGACAACAGACUUUCUUCGACGAACCGCUCCAAGCUCUUGGAUGCUAGCUCCAGUGGCCGAACAGAGCAAUGAUCGCUACUCGGAUCCCGGGUCCGAUGUCGGAGCAGGGCAGAGGACGAUAGACGCAUCAUGUUGGAAUUCAGCAUACUGUUGUCCCAGCAUCUGCGAGCGAAGACCAGAACACCCUGCUUCAGAGCUGGAUUCGUUCAAACUCACCCAACAGUGUCAUUCAGCUGAUUUCACAAGCGACAAUGGAUGGCAUGGAUUGCGCAGAGAUGGGGCGAUAUGUCCUACCCGUUUCAAUUACGAUAAAAAUGCUCAGCUAAAUCUGAAUGGGAUGGUUGAUACGAUGAAUACAACAAAGUGCAACAGGACAUCAGUGCCCGAAACCGAUGCUUCGCUGCUAUACAACCAUAAUUUACUUGAAAGCCUGAUUUUGAAGAAAAGUGGAGAAAACGAGCUAAAAGCUAACCCACUACAAUGCGCCUACACCUGUAGAUAA